This is a messenger RNA of Cottoperca gobio, 3732 nucleotides long. It is a transcript of the gene homer1b, whose product is annotated as homer scaffold protein 1b. The record is from RefSeq and is a predicted model, not a curated record. Gene Ontology annotation, molecular function: G protein-coupled glutamate receptor binding. Bases 391 to 1482 code for a protein of 363 amino acids. The transcript has 10 exons. Gene Ontology annotation, biological process: G protein-coupled glutamate receptor signaling pathway. Lineage: Eukaryota; Metazoa; Chordata; Actinopteri; Perciformes; Bovichtidae.
GUGUAGCCUGUGAGCCUAUGUUCAGGCAGCAGGGCUUCUCAAUCCUUCCAGCGAGGAUCUGUAAUUUACACGACAACAGCAGGGCGCCUGUCGGAUCUCCACAGGACUCUGCGCUGGAUCUCCCAUAGCACCGCUGCUGCUCCAUCACCAAAGCUUCAACGCCAAAGGAGGAGUAGAAGGUCUGAUUUCCGUGCCAUGUGCAGAUCGACAUGUCUAUGUGAUUUCAUGCGGUGACAGCGGAGGGGAAUGGACCAGUUGUCAUCAAAUUCCUGCAGACGCACCGACGGUGAUACAUUGAAGGCUGUCGUGUAGAGAGAAGACCUUCAUACGCAGCAGCCAAUCCGAGAUAUACGUUUUUAUUGGCAUUGAAAAGAUACAGUGAUCGCUUCCAUGUCUACCAUAACAAUGGGGGAGCAGCCCAUCUACAGCACGAGGGCCCACGUCUUCCAGAUCGACCCCAACACCAAGAAGAACUGGCUGCCCACCAGCAAGCAUGCCGUCACUGUCUCCUACUUCUACGACAGUACGCGCAAUGUCUACCGCAUCAUCAGUCUGGAUGGCACCAAGGCAAUAAUCAACAGCACCAUCAGUCCCAACAUGACGUUCACAAAGACCUCGCAGAAGUUUGGCCAGUGGGCGGACAGUCGAGCCAACACUGUCUACGGCCUGGGAUUCUCCACUGAGCAUCAUCUAGCCAAGUUUGCAGAGAAGUUUGGGGAGUAUAAAGAAGCAGCGCGGCUCGCUAAAGAGAAGAGUCAAGAGAAGAUGGAGAUGGCCACGUCUCCUUCUCAGGAGUCUCCAGGAGGCGAGCUCUCGUCACCUUUGACCCCGGUGACUCCGCCCAUGGAAAACAUCAACGGCACAGAUGACAUCUGUGACACGACUCCCAACUCAGACGCCCGUCCAGAGCCAUCUCAGAAUGCACUGGCCUUCGCACACAGCCCUGUCAUGACGAAACACUGGGAGGCUGAGCUGGAGGCACUAAAGGGGAACAAUGCCAAGCUAACGUCAGCUCUCCUGGAGUCCACAGCCAACGUCAAACAGUGGAAACAACAACUGGCUGCCUACCAGGAGGAGGCCGAGAGAUUACACAAACGGGUGACAGAGCUCGAGUGCCAGAGCAUCCAAACCCCAGUGAUCAAAUCCCAGAAGACUGAACUCAACCAAACCAUAGAGGAACUGGAGAAUACGCUAAGGGAUAAAGAAGAGGAAAUGGAAAGGUUGAAAGAGGAAUUAGAAAACAUGAAUGACCUGAUGGAGCAGAAAGACACUCUUACCCAGAAACUUGAGGAGACGGAGCUGCGCAGCCGGGUGCUGGAGGAACAGCUGUCGGGGGCCGAGCAGCGGCUGGAGGAGAACCAGGAAGAGCAGGAGAAUUUCAGGAAGAGCCUGCGGACGCUGCUGGAGCUGCUGGACGGCAAGAUCUUUGAGCUGACGGAGCUCAGAGACACCUUGGCUCGGCUCAUAGAGGAGGCCAGCUAGAGACGGAGCUGCCUAAUCUUCAUAGACAGAGCCAUAUGAUCAUUUAAACCCUGACACCCUCAAAUGACCCACACCUAUUCUACCCACCAUGCCCCACCUUUAUCCUAACCCCUCACACAUUCAAACUGAGACACUACACUGCCCCAAUUAUGAUUUUGCUCAAAAAGGGCAGCUAACUCCCCAAAUUUACCUUGAAGGCAUCAAGCUCCAAACAAACCACAGGCACUCUUGUAGUUCAAGACACACCACAGGGACUACCUCAUCUUGCCUUCUGAUUGGCUGGUGUAGGCGUAACCUCGGUUGCAUUGAUCUCUCCAGAUGCCUGUCUUGGCACACUGCAACUUCCCCCCAAACCCACCCACACACUCUCAAAGAGUUAACUUGAGAUCUGUGCCUCAGUGCCAUCUGCUGUUUGACCGGGAGAGCUGCACCACAGCUUGCAGCAUAACAACAUCACACGCACACACACACCCACCCCUUUUCUUCCUCUCUAAACUGCCCCCCCAAGGGGAAUGUUGAAAGUCAUGUGGAAAUAAUUGCUGUUAAGACUCAGAGAACUGCGCCAAAGCUGCCAAAUCCCCCCAAAAUAUUGUCCUCUCACUAGCAGAUGCUUUGAUCCAAAGUGACUUACUGUACAGAGAAGUGCUGAACAGUGAAACAGAGUCCCAUGUUUGAGUUCGGGCUGCCUGCGGAGCGUCACUGGAAACAACAAACCAGUCAAUCUUACCUAUUGGCCAGGACACACAGGGCUGCUGGGAAAUGAAGUUUGGUUUACUUACCCACAAUGACUGCUAUAUAUCCACACCCUAUUUAAAAUCCCACAUCAUAGAUGAGUAUUUGAUCUUCCAGAGGCAUUAUUCAUGCCACACAGAAAUUUUAGAGGGCGUGUGCCCGUGUUAGAUUCGACAUGAGGAUUCCUGUAUCCAGACUGCUUCCACCGUCACAGACACCUGACCUGUCUUCCUGCCAAACUCAGUGUGGUGUGUGUUCCCGAACAAGGCCUGACCUUCGACAUAAUGUGUGCCUUCAAAGCACAUUUCCGUGGACACAUGUUUGUAUAUAAUAUGUGUGUGUGAAUUGUGCUGUGAGAGAAAGACCCUGUUUUUUGGACAUCAAGGCCCACACACACACACACACACGCACACAUACACACUGAGCAAUACCAGACAGGCUCUAUACGACACUUCUAUCUAUCUCUAUCAGGUACUCUACUCAGUGGACUCAUGCAGAUAGGUCAAAUGCAACUCAGCUGAUUCCCCCUGUCCGACAGAAAGUGAACUACUGUUGACCGCGAACCUGUGUGGCAGCCCUGUCUGGUCGAAGUAGUGCAUCGUGAAGGGCUUAUAGAGUGUCAUCUCCGUGUUCGUAAAUCUCCACCCUCGGUGAAACUGGCCACAGAUUUUCACUCCUCACGGGUGAACAUAGAACUGUACUCAGUUUCUAUUCUUUUUUUACACAGGAUAUAACACUGAUGAUAUAAUUGUAGAACUGUAUAAGACAACUUUCUACUCAUGACAUUGUAAAUGAAUGGAUGGAUAACUCAAAUGCAGUAACGCCCUGCAGCGGCUUAUUGUUGUGUAUUAACCCACGGAAAAGUAUUUCAUAGUUAUAUAGAGCCUCUAGUAUGUAGGUAAACAAUGAAAACCUCUUCAAUAUAUAUUUAAAAUGCAUAACAACACAAUGUGAACACAUAGUGUACCAAAAUAUCCACUUCUCAAGCAGCUCCUGUACCGGUAAAAUCCAAAAACAGAAUCUUAAAAUCUCUUUCUUUAAAAAUCAUAACCUUUCAAAAAAUGCUAUAUCCUCACAUGAAAUGCUGCUUAUGUUAUUUUUUAAUUGAGCACCCUGUUUGCACUAUGUUAUUACACUGUCGUAACUACAUUAUAUAUCAAGAGAUUUGCAUUAAAUACUAGCACAGCAUAAUUCUGUACUUAAAAUAUUGUAGUUAGUUGCACAGGUUAAUACACUGGAAUAAGACCCAUGUAAAGGAAGUUACCCAUUUUUAUUUUCUGGUUUAACUUUGACAGUCGAAUGACAGAGGGAAUACCUUGAUAUUAAUGCUAUUGUUAAUGAAUGCCUUUGUACAGUAGUGGAUAAGAAGCUUUUCAUUCUCCUGUUUUGUAACUUAUGGUAUUUAAAUGUAGGUAUUAUUAUUGUAUUUAGAGGUAUGAGAAGACUGGCAAUAUUUUUGACUAUUUAAAGUAAUUUUGAACUCAUGAUAUUAAAGAGGUACCUCAGGCUAAUGAUGUU